AUGGUUGAAGUUGGAGGUCUAAGGAAGUACCCACAUGUCCUAUUGUCUCAAGCUUUCGACUUGAAAAUGCGGAUGACUGCGUAUUGGAAUGUUGUGCUGAGAAGGUUGAUUGAUAUCAUGGCUUUGCAUUUGCAGCUGAGUGUUUCAAACUUUGUGAAUAAGGACAUGGAGAUUGAGAUUAUGAAUGACCUACUGGGACCUAACCAUGGUGGUGGGAUUGAGAGGAUGCUGGAGGAACCUCCAUCAAUUGCAGUGAAGCGCCAGAAGCUCAUCAAGAGCAUCAAAAAGCUCAAGGAGUCUAAAGAGGUUGUGUGUAAGAUCAUGGACGACAGGUUUACUCACACCGAUUACCUUGUGUGA
This is a messenger RNA of Prunus armeniaca (apricot), 360 nucleotides long. NCBI's taxonomy places the organism in Eukaryota, Viridiplantae, Streptophyta, Magnoliopsida, Rosales, Rosaceae. The record is from the annotation of a GenBank genome assembly.